Messenger RNA from Pseudo-nitzschia multistriata, 969 nucleotides. The record is from the annotation of a GenBank genome assembly. Lineage: Eukaryota; Bacillariophyta; Bacillariophyceae; Bacillariales; Bacillariaceae.
GCUUGAAUCCUAAGGCGACAAGAGAAAUAAAAGCAUCGAAAAGCCUCUCCGGCAUAAAAUAGAAAAGUCUUAAAAGGUAAGAACGAUGCAGCAGUUCAAGAAUAUAUCGAAUGGUCUUUGUUCGACUACCUUGCAAUAGUGGUAUUGAUUGGUUUGUCAUUCCGUUCUUCAAAACUUUCAUUUCGUUUGCACUCAAGGCAUAUUUUCGUCUGAUCGUUGCGUGUUUCUUAUCGAUUUUUCGUCGCUGUCAGUCUUUGAAUAGCUUCACUCAGCCUAGAAAAUAAAAAAGAAUCAUAACACCAUGCCGAAGGAGGGAAAAUGUGUCAAGAAGGCCGCUACCGCAAAGCACAAGAUUACAGCUAGCAAAUCUACGAAAGGAUUGACUUCUUCGCAACAAAAAAUGAUUGACACCAUCGCUGCGAUAUCGCUUCAGAUGCAGAACAACGUCGUGAGUCGUUCGAUUGUUGCGAUGCAACUAAAGCUUACGUUGAAAAGCGUGAACAAUGCGCUUUCCAAACUAAAACAAAAAGGGCUGGUGACAAUGGAUACGGGUGUUUCUGUUUCCAUCACCCAGGAUGGAGUCGAGCAAGCAAAUCUUGAUUCUGCCAAAAUAUGCAAAAAUAAUCGAGAACACCACUUGAAUACAAUGGAUACUUUCAAACUCACGCCCAAGCAACGUCAAUUGUUUGAAGAGCUUUCCGACGGAAGCAGAAAGACGAAGAAGAACGUUGCUUCGUCGUUGGGAUACAACCGCAUGAAAUCUUUCCAAAAUUUGUUGAUGCCCCUAAAGAAGUUUGGAAUCCUAUGCUAUGAUAAAGAUACUCUCUGGCUUAGUGAUGCGAUGUUUAUCUUCGAGGCUCGCAAGGAGAGUGGUCCUUGAGUGCAGAAGCUGCCUUCAAAAACUGCUGUUUUACAAAGCACUCGUACAUACCCGCACGUACAAGAUGGGCAAUUUCACAAACGUUCUGU